This is a messenger RNA of Ostertagia ostertagi, 639 nucleotides long. The record is from the annotation of a GenBank genome assembly. NCBI's taxonomy places the organism in Eukaryota, Metazoa, Nematoda, Chromadorea, Rhabditida, Trichostrongylidae.
CUACACGGAAGCCCUACAACUUACCAAUGAGGAUGAUAAAGCACUCCGAGCUGUUCUCUACAGAAAUCGUUCACUGUCGAGGUUGAAAGAAGAAGAUUUUGAAGGGGCCGAGAGCGAUGCUACAAAGGCUCUCGAAUAUGACGGUGCUGAUGCAAAAGCUCUAUAUCGGCGAGCUCUUGCACGUGAACACCUCGACAACGUUGCAGCAGCAUUCAAAGAUGCAAAGGAGGCCUUGAGACUGAGCCCCAAAGACAAGGCUAUCUCUGAAAUGCUGCAGCGACUGGUCGUUGCAAAUAAUGAGAAGGUGAAGAAAGCUACAAGUAUGGAUAACAAAGUAAGCGACAUGAGCAAGCUUGCUUUCGAGGGUUCAGCUAAGGAUAAGGAGCAGAAAGUGCAGGGGAAGAGUGUACCAGUUCUGUUGGCCGUUGCAGAAGACAACAAUGAGCCACUGGAAAUAUCGGUGUGUGCAAUUCGAAUCGUGGAUGAGCUAAUCAAGAACCAUGGCAGAGCCUUGCUCUUCCUAUCCAUGCAUGACAAUGAUGGCCUGCGUUCUGUACGACGUGUCUGUCGUAUAAUGUGUGCAAGAGAUGCAAAGGAAUACGUGGAUGCCGCUGGAUUGAUUCUUCAACGAAUUAUUUA